Molecule: messenger RNA, 692 nt
Organism: Penicilliopsis zonata CBS 506.65
Lineage: Eukaryota; Fungi; Ascomycota; Eurotiomycetes; Eurotiales; Aspergillaceae
Exons: 1
Coding region: 29-442 (137 amino acids)
Source: RefSeq, a predicted model, not a curated record
UACCUUUCUUCCAACGACUACGAUCAAGAUGACCGACUACAAUUACCGCACAACCGACGACACUGGCACCUAUGACACCACCGGAGCAGCUCGCUACGGUACCACGGGCUACGGCACCACUGGAUACGGCACUACAGGGUAUGGAACUACAGGGUAUGGCACGACUACAGGGACGACCGCGGAUACCACGGGCACCACCUACGGCACCACCUACGACACCGGCUACGGGACUACCGCGUACGACCCCAGCACUGGCGCGUACGACCAGCAUCUAGACUACCGCACCGACGGUUCGAACCGUCACCACCGCGAACGAGUCGACUCGGACGGAACAUACAGACACCGUGAUGUUGAUCGGAGAGACGACGGCUCUCGGCGUGUCCACCGAGAGUACGACAACCCGAACACCGGGACGAGCUAUCACCGUGACUAUGAGAGGUAGAUGGGGAUGGGAUGAGGUGAUAUGGAUGUUGAUCCAGGCUCAAUGCAUAUGAUAUGGAACGAGGUUAUGACAACAAAACAGAGAGAAAAAUGGAUUGGGUAUCAGGAAGGCAUAGAGAGAGACGGUUCAAGUCCCAUCCAGAAAAAAAGGUGAAAAUUGAAGUAAAAGAAUCAAAAAAAGGAGAGAGAAAAGUGUUUGCUGUAUAUGUUUUGAUGCUUCUUGUCGUGUUAUUUAGCGCUUGUAUAUAGAG